Anguilla anguilla (European eel) is the source of this 3213-nucleotide messenger RNA. RefSeq names its product prolactin-releasing peptide receptor-like. Lineage: Eukaryota; Metazoa; Chordata; Actinopteri; Anguilliformes; Anguillidae. Gene Ontology annotation, molecular function: neuropeptide binding; neuropeptide Y receptor activity. The record is from RefSeq and is a predicted model, not a curated record. The transcript is spliced from 3 exons. Gene Ontology annotation, cellular component: plasma membrane; neuron projection. Gene Ontology annotation, biological process: G protein-coupled receptor signaling pathway. The coding region runs from base 1324 to 2403 and encodes 359 amino acids.
GCAGCGUGUUUUCCGCUUCUUCAGUGCACCUUCACUGUAUUUAUAGUCUACAAAUCUUACUGUCGAGAAAGGAAACAGAGGGAUCUCUCGGAAAUCUUCUGGAGUCUCAUAUUGCAGCACCUCUUGCCUCUCCAACCUCCCGGCAUAACUGAAGAUCGGACUCAAAGAUUUGAAAAGGACAAGAGAACUCCACUUUACCAAAGCGAGAACAUAAGGUAAACAGUACAGCAAACAGUAGCACUUUGUUGGCCAGAUCUACUGUUUAAUACAAAUGAUUAAUAUCAUCGUUAUUGCAGUUAUUUAUGUUUUGAUUAGCAUAUGUUAAUAUUAACACUGUCAUUGUCGCUAAUAGGCAUAUAUUUCCCAGAUGUUACAGACAGCCUAUGAUGUGUUAUCUAAACAUGUUUUUGGUUUUGAGCCCGCAAUGACGCAAGUAAGGGUUUUGGUCCCGUAAUGCGGUAGAUUAAAAUUGAAUAGGAAUUACAGCACGUCGCAAGCAUUAAACAUUUUGACAGGAGAAACAUAAUUAAUUGUAUAUCUUAACACACAUUAAACAUCACCAUAAUGAAGACAAAAAUUAACUUUAAAGGCAACUUUAAAAAUCAUUUUUUUGUGCAUAUUCCCCAAAGAUUCGAAAGCCUGUUACCGGGUUAUAGGCUAUAUUUUAAUAUGAUCUAAUUUGGUCAAACAGCCUUUUAACAGCAAUAUGCAUUAUUAUGGUUAUUAUUGUUGUUGUUAAUGUUACUAUUGUUAUUAUAAUUAUUAUCCCGGUAUGUUGGAUAAGUAGCCUACCAAUGAAACUUGAGGGAAGUUAUAGCCACCAGAAGUCAAGAAACCUUUUUACGAGGCAGCAACACCCCAGACAAACGUGUGUCUUAGGCCAGAUACCCUACAUAAGUACGGGAGAGUCGGUAUAAAUGUAACAGUUUUGGAUUUUGCUAAUUUACUCGGGAUAUAUUUUGCCUAGCACUUCAAACAGCUCUGAUGUCAGUAGUCAUUACCCGUUUCAAUUACGUUCAUAACUUAAUCGAGUCGGAUACAAUUGAAACUCAUAUGAAAUUCAUAUGACCUAGUCAGUAUAAUUGUAACAGUAAAUGAGAACACCAUAUGAUGCACACACUAAUGUUAAUAAAGGAAACACAUUUGUGAUGGUAACCGGAGACCAGCCACAGCCGCAGAUUAUGAUGUGUGGGACUUAAUGAAAAAACCUGUGCUAACUUUGACGCACAAACAGCUUCGUGACCUACCGUGAAGUGAGUCGUGGAAACGUCCAAAUCGACGAGGAAAGCUGUUUUUGUUUGUUUCUUAACACCCAGCUAAGAGAUGGAGGGCAGUGGCAGUGCUUGGUUAGCGCCCGCUUGUGGAAUGGAAGGGAACUGCAGCAGGCCGGCUUUCGAAGUGGCGGUACGCCAGAGCACCUCCAACCGCAGCCUGCCGUUCGCGGACGUGGAGCUCCUGCAGUCCUACAAGCCACUCAUCAUCCCCUGCUACGCCCUGGUGGUGCUGGUGGGCUUCGUGGGCAACUACCUGCUGCUCUACGUCAUCUGCCGCACCCGCAAGAUGCACAACGUCACUAACUUCUUCAUCGGGAACCUGGCCUUCUCCGACAUGCUGAUGAGCGUCACCUGCGUGCCUUUCACACUGGCCUACGCCUUCAACCCGCGCGGAUGGGUGUUCGGCCGCUUCAUGUGCUACCUGGUCUACCUCACGCAGCCCGUCACCGUCUAUGUGUCCGUCUUCACCCUCACCGCCAUCGCCAUAGACAGGUACUAUGCCACCGUGCACCCGCUGAAGAAGCGCAUCUCUGUGCUGGCGUGUGCCUACGUGCUGUCGGGCAUCUGGCUGCUGUCCUGCGGGCUGGCGGCUCCUGCGGUCGCCCACACCUACCACGUGGAGUUCCGGAAGGAGGGCUUCACCAUCUGCGAGGAGUUCUGGAUGGGGCAGGAGGAGCAGCGCCUGGCCUACGCGUACGGCACCCUGCUCCUCACCUACGUGCUCCCGCUGUCCGCCGUCUGCGUCUCCUACAUCUGCAUCUCCGUCAAGCUGCGCAGCUGCGUGGUCCCCGGCCACCGCAGCCAGCUGCAGGUGCAGGCGCAGCGCGUACGCAAGCGCAAGAUCUUCCGGCUGGUGGCGCUGGUGGUGGCAGCGUUCGGCGUCUGCUGGCUGCCCAUCCACGUGUUCAACGUGCUGCGCGACGUGGACAUCCGGCUGAUCGACAAGCGCCACUUCCUGCUCAUCCAGCUGCUGUGCCACCUGUGCGCCAUGUGCUCCUCCUGCUGCAACCCCUUCCUGUACGCCUGGCUCCACGACCGCUUCCGCGCCCAGCUGCGCAAGAUGUUCGCCCGCCGGCCCCGCGUGGGCGCGCACCCCAACCACUGCGCCACCGCCAGCGUGGUGCUGUAGGCCCCGCCCUCAGUCCCAAAAGGGAGGGGCAAGCAGCGAAACCACUGCGCCACCGCCAGCGUGGUGCUGUAGGCCCCGCCCUCAGUCCCAAAAGGGAGGGGCAAGCAGCGAAACCAGAGGAGAGGGGAUGGAAAUUAGUGGGCGGAGCCAAUAGAAGGCACAGGGCGGAAGAGUGACAGAUGCAGACACAAACCUGUGUGAGAUCUGGUUAAAACGGUUCAACCCUGUGCUCGAGAUCCCAGGGCACUAACCAGGCCCAACCUGGGACAGUGCCCAUAGCAGCCAGCGCACGAUCAGACCCCUGCCCACGAAGAACUUGGAGCACAGCUGGGUGGCACACACACAGGCACUCUCAGCCAGGGGGAGGAGUUAUAAAGUCAUGUGACCUUCCCUACACCACCCCCCUGAACAAGACCACCCACCUGAAACUGAAACGGCCUCUCCUGUAUAGUUCUACAGUUCUCCGCUCAUGAGCAUGAACCGGAGGGCCUGUCCAUGCUCACUUCAGGCUGUAUAAUGCAGCUCGCCCUAUUCAUGCUGCCACUCAUGUUUCACCCUCAGCUCUGUGAAAUGAGAAGUAAAUGAAGGACGGACCUGUGUGGCCAUGCUGUCAUUAUGACCUGCAUGUGUGUCCGUCUCAACGCGUGCAUUACAGCGGUUCCUCUUCCAGGAAACUCAUCAGACUUUCCCCAUCCUGUUGUCAUAUUGAAAUAAACAAUCUUUGUCCUGUUUCUGUAACCUGUGGCAUGUUUUACUGAGAACCUAGUUAUUUUCAGUCACACCAUUAAAGCUUGGUCCCAAAUCAAUUAA